Pyrus x bretschneideri (Chinese white pear) is the source of this 2025-nucleotide messenger RNA. Its product is annotated as scarecrow-like protein 3. Lineage: Eukaryota; Viridiplantae; Streptophyta; Magnoliopsida; Rosales; Rosaceae. The coding region runs from base 398 to 1771 and encodes 457 amino acids. The record is from RefSeq and is a predicted model, not a curated record. Gene Ontology annotation, cellular component: nucleus. The transcript is spliced from 2 exons. Gene Ontology annotation, biological process: regulation of DNA-templated transcription. Gene Ontology annotation, molecular function: sequence-specific DNA binding; DNA-binding transcription factor activity.
ACCCUCCAAAGGACAAAUAAAACAAAUUAAUGACGACAAAAGGCAGCCUCUAGUAUUGUCGCCAACGUAACGCAGCCAUGGAAAAGUCCUUCAAAACAAGAGCUUUUUUUGUUAUUUCACUCACUUUGCAACAAAACUUCACAUCACAAACACAAAACCCUUCUUAGUUUUCUCAAACUCCACGCCUUUGAUGCAAUACUAGGAGGAGGCUCCAGCCAGCCACCACCAUUUCAGGAAACUUUUCUGAGCUUUCUUUCCAUUUGAAAACCCAGUUAGGAAUUUUCCAUGUCGUUUGAACUUGGUGGGUUGUUUAUUGGAGGAACUGACUAGUGACUUUCUCUGUUCUGGCAAUCUGAUCUUCUUCAUCCCCUCAUUGUUUUCAUCGUUAAUUGCAAAAAUGGCACAAGAGGACGGGUCACCAGUAACUUCAUCAGCGCUGCAGUUCUUUCCCUGGCUAUCUCCUGGGAUAGGAUCUCCAUACUCACCAUGGCUCAGGGAGCUAAAAUCUGAGGAGAGAGGUUUAUGCCUGAUCCAGCUUCUUUACGCCUGUGCUAGCCAUGUCGCAUCGGGUAGCAUCGAGAAUGCAAAUAUUUGGCUUGACCAGACUUGUCAGCUCGCCUCUCCUGACGGUGAUUCAAUGCAGAGAAUAGCUGCUUAUUUCACUGAGGCACUUGCAGACCGGAUGCUUAAAGGUUUGCCCGGUCUGCAUAAAGCGCUUAAUUCAACAAAAAUAUCAUCAGUCUCGGAAGAAAUUCUUGUUCAAAGGCUGUUCUUUGAUCUCUGUCCUUUCCUAAAGGUUGCAUAUGUGGUCACAAAUCGGGCCAUAGUGGAAGCCAUGGAAGGGGAGAAGAUGGUUCAUAUUAUCGAUCUUCAUUCAUGUGAGCCUGCCCAGUGGAUUAAUCUGAUUCAGACAUUAAAUGCACGACCUGAAGGCCCGCCUCAUUUGAGAAUUACUGGCAUUCAUGAACAAAAAGAAGUACUAGACCAAAUGUUCCUUCGGUUGACAGAAGAAGCUGAAAAUCUGAACAUCCCAUUUCAGUUCAAUGCUAUAGUUAGCAAGCUAGAGAACCUUGAUAUCGAAAGUUUGCGUGUCAAGACUGGAGAGGCUCUGGCAGUAUGCUCCAUACUGCAGCUACAUUCUCUCUUGGCAAGUGAUGAUGAUCAUAGGAGGAAAACACCAGCAUCUAAGAACCUGCAGAAAGUCCUGCAUAUGAAUAAACUCACUUUAGGAGAGUGGCUGGAGAAAGAUCCAAUUAACGGCAGUCCUGAUUCUGCUUUGUCCCCGCUAUCAAGUGCUUCACCAAAGAUGGGGAGUUUUUUAACUUCUCUUUGGGGCCUUUCGCCAAAACUAAUGGUAAUAACAGAGCAAGAGGCAAACCACAAUGGCCAUACAUUGAUGGACAGGAUCAUGGAAGCAUUGUACUUCUAUGGAGCACUUUUUGAUUGCUUAGAGUCUACAGUAUCGAGAUCACCAAUGGAGCGACAAAAGGUUGAGAAGCUGCUUUUCGGAGAGGAAAUAAAAAACAUCAUAGCAUGUGAAGGAACUGAGCGAACGGAAAGGCAUGAGAAGCUUGAGAAGUGGAUUUUAAGGCUUGAGUUGGCUGGGUUUGGCAGGGUGCCUUUGAGCUACAACGGAAUGUUGCAGGCUACGGAGCUGUUGCGUGGCUAUGACGGGUACAAGAUUAAAGAAUAUAAUGGAUGUGUGGUUAUUUGCUGGCACGACAGACCUCUUUUUUCGAUUUCAGGCUGGAGGUUUAGGAGAUACCAAUGAUGUUGAUCGACCAUCCGGGGAUUGAGUGCUGUUUUCUUUUUCUUUCUUUUGUCCCUUUUCUUGUUGUAAAGAAUUUUAAGCAGUUCUUCCUCGCCAACUGCAUAGUGUCUUCCUUAGAAAGGUUCGGAGAAUUUAUUCUCUGUUCUAAAUUUUUUUGUUAUCUGUUAAUCUGUAUGCUUUUUUGUUUUCUCUUUCCAUACAAACACUGAUGUUGCGCCUUUGGCAUAUUUUCUUUAGGUUGAUUCUUUGUUCUA